AUGGCACGACGAAAUUCAUUUGACCAAGCGUCAGCUGGCUUCCGUGCCCAUCUACCGGACCUUAGCAGUCCGCGUUUCACAACAGCGGCAGAACAGAACAUCUACGAGUAUGUUCAAGAUAUGCAAGACAACCGUGCUCCACCAUGGCUAUACGAUCUGACAAAGGUCUGGGAAAAGCUACUGGAAGAGCCAUACAAAGGUAUCACAAAUGACGGAAAAGUAAGGGAAGGUCUCUUCAAGGCACAAGACGAAGGCGCGGAUGUGAAUGGUGCGGUUAAGAAGGCCGAAGAGCUACUCGCCGGUCUGGACGGUGAGCAGAAGAAGAAGGUCUCAUAUCCAAUCAAUGCGAGAGAGUGGAGAGCAUGGAGUAACCCAGAGUUCCUUCUAAGACCAUUUGGGCUGAGGUUGGAAGAAGUUCCCGAAAGCACUGCACAGUCAAUCCUGGCGGUGGUAGAGGCAUCUCUUUCACCAGAAGGCUACCAAAAGGCUCUUGCGGCCAUGCGUGUAAAUCAUUUCCUGGGCGAAGUCUGCAAGCUACCCAACAUCUUGAACAAGUACUCUUACAACUUUCUGCUGUUCGGCACACCCUCCACCUCCGCUACAUCGCCUUGGGGCUGGCUCCUCUACGGCCAUCAUCUUGACAUUUCAUGUUUCUACAAAGGAUCCCAGGUCAUUAUGAGCCCCUCAUUUACCGGUGCAGAACCGAACAUCAUCGACGAAGGAGAAUGGAAAGGCACCAAGAUCUUGCACAAAGAAGGAAGCCUGGGCUGGAAACUCAUGCAAAGUCUCAGCCAUGAACAACAGCAAAAAGCACAAAUAUUUAAGAAAAUGAGAGACGAAGGCAUGAAGCAAAUUUACGGCAAUUCCAACAACGACGAAACCAAGCGCGAUGAGCUCAUUACUGAUACCUGGGGUCCGGACGACCAGCGGCACAGAUGUGGCGCCUUCCGAGACAACCGUAUCGUUCCUUACGAAGGCGUUCAGGUCUCGUCCUUCGACUCCUCUCAAAAGGAACUCAUCUUAUCCAUAUGCCAGGAGUUCCUGCUGUAUCAUCCAACCAAGGCGCGCCAGCUCAAGCUCGAACAGAUCAAGCAACACAUCAACGAAACGUACUUUUGUUGGAUUGGAGGCUUCGGCGAAGACGACGCGUUUUACUUCCGUAUACAGAGCCCGGUCAUUUUGGUCGAAUUUGACCAUCACUCCGGUGUAUUCCUGACGAACAAGGAGCCAGCGAAAUACCAUACGCAUACCAUCGUAAGGACACCGAAUGCAGGGGACUACGGACAGGCCAUCAGGGAAGGAAAUGAAAAACUAGAGUAG
Alternaria burnsii is the source of this 1320-nucleotide messenger RNA. RefSeq lists its product as uncharacterized. The transcript has 2 exons. The coding region runs from base 1 to 1320 and encodes 439 amino acids. NCBI's taxonomy places the organism in Eukaryota, Fungi, Ascomycota, Dothideomycetes, Pleosporales, Pleosporaceae. The record is from RefSeq and is a predicted model, not a curated record.